This is a messenger RNA of Suillus bovinus, 678 nucleotides long. RefSeq lists its product as uncharacterized. Bases 1 to 678 code for a protein of 225 amino acids. Lineage: Eukaryota; Fungi; Basidiomycota; Agaricomycetes; Boletales; Suillaceae. The transcript has 3 exons. The record is from RefSeq and is a predicted model, not a curated record.
AUGACUUCCACUGGACAAUUGAAGGGUGUUAUUUCUGGGUUCAGCAAAACUGGCACCGACAAGGUUCCUGAACUCUCUGCUGAUAGAUGCAGGGCUGACUUCGUCAAGUGGCAGAAAUCUGUUGACAAGUUGCUUGACAUUCUGAAACAUCAUGAAGAGCUUGAAGAAAUGUCAGCACAAUGGGCGAAGAUUGUGGAACAUGAGGCAUUAUAUCACAUGUGCAAUCUCUAUAUCAAUCCUUCUCACAUCGUCUUCGACCUUGUUCCACAAACAUUUGGAGAGGUCAUACAGCACUGCUAUGAGGAACUCGGGCACCCAUUAGUCAUGGGGCACUCUACCUGGGACGUGUAUCUACACUUACUCGACAUGCUGCAGAUCAAUGAGGAGAUACCAUCUGUGAUUGAAGAUGUUGAAGAAGAUCUUCUGCUCUUACAAAACCAACAAGACUUACCUUAUCAUGAGGAAGGCAAUGGUACCUAUUAUAUAGGUGGGGUGGGAGGCGGACUCGGACUUGGUGACAACCACUUGUGUCAGUUAGAUAAUCUUGCACUCGAUGAUGAACCUGAAACUACAGCAAGCAUUGAUGAAGAUGUUGUUGGACUGGAUCAUGAUGGUUUGGUCAUAUGGGAGUUCUCCAAUGAGUCUGACAAUGACACAAAUGUAGUAGAUGAAUGGUGA